Molecule: messenger RNA, 2496 nt
Organism: Symbiodinium sp. CCMP2592
Lineage: Eukaryota; Dinophyceae; Suessiales; Symbiodiniaceae
Source: the annotation of a GenBank genome assembly
AUGGAGCUGUCGGCCCAACAUCAGACCUACCAACAAAACGACCGGGACAACCGACAAAACCAAACUGGCACGACGCUCCUACAUCGCUUCGAUGGCAAAGUCGAUUGGUCUGACGGUCGCUUUCAGGUUCGGAGGAAAACGAUGUUGAAACUGCUUGGCGUCACAAGUGGAAACCACGCGGUUGUCUCGAUCAGUCGCCUCACAGGCCAGGGCAUUGAGUGCUUUGUCACGAUCAAGGACAGUUCCCAGAAGGAGGUUUUGAGUAGGGAGAUAUUUGACAGCGGCGACAUCGUUCACGACUUUCCCGACAUGCAUUCGGUGGAGUUGACAAUAUCUCCGCAGAGAGAUUCGACGUUAGAGAUCAAAGUGCAGAUCAGCGACGAGUCUGGCAACCAGGGUGUUGAGCAGCCAAGCGAGACCUCAGCCGAUGCAUCAGGCGCAGCAGCUGCCUUGCCUGUCACAGACGAUCCUGUGCCUCGACGGCCCAGCCCACCCUCUGUUCCUCCUUCCAUCUCCUGCUGCCAUGGCCCUGCUUCACUCCCUCAUCCCUUGCAAUUGCUUUUGCUUUUGGCAGUCGCGCCGGUCCGGCGAACCACCUUUUUGGACGAACGAGACGACCGCACCGCACCCGACCUGCGAUUUUGCGAGGACCGUGCCCAAUUAGUGUCGCUUGUUGCUGCUGCACUCGCCAAGUCCUGGGACUGUGCAGUGGCGGCUCUUGUGAAGCUGACCCGAGGCCGUCCGGCUCCUUCUCCUUCAGUCCUUCACAGUUUGAGCUUCGGGAUGUCUAUGUGGAAUCAUUCCAAGGCCUAUGCUCGGAUGUUUGAGACCAGCGUGCUUGGUUCCUUGCAUGUUCUUGCGGUGUUGUUGGGCUUGGGGGGUUGGGGGUUCGGCCUGGUCCAAAUCCGUCUUGACGUCCAUGUUCCCGUCGCAGCCAUGACCAGAGCAUCCCACAAAUGGGGUUUCACCACAGUGUCGCCCGCUGCAAGCACCGAGAGUGUGUUGAUGAUGGUCGCCAUCACCGGAAUGUGGAUCGAUGAGACACGCAAGCUGGACACAGAAGUGGCCGCAUACCCCCGCUAUGCAGAGACCUCGCUGUCUCCGAUCACGGGGUGCUCGAGAGUCCGUAAGAAGCUGGACAAGUUUAUCUGCUCCUACAGUCUUAGCUUCAGCUGUCGCCUGGUGCUGAUCUCACACAUGCGGGCCUGGCUUACAGUUCAAUCUAAGCAUCCCCUCUACCUGCUGCGGGCCCACUCCCUGAGCAUGGCUGGUGACCCUUUCGAAUUUGCCGAUAACGUUUUCGAAUUUUUUGGGAAGAUCGGCGAAUUGAUGGCCCACAGGCUGCCCCUUCCGUCGUUCGACGUUCAGUUCGACGGCGCGGCUCUGCAGGAAGUCAACUUCGAGGAGGGGAAGUACAACUCCAUACACGUAGAAGAGCCACUUGAAAUGAGACCCGAACAGGUCGAGAAACACGGGGGCAGCAAGAUCAAGGUGUCCGGAAGUUCUCUGAGCAGCCGGGAGUUUGCCGAUGAUUUCUUCGACCAGAAAACUUGUGCCAGUGUGAAGGGAGGAACAGGCCCCGCGAAGCGUUGUGACACGGGCUGCUUCUGGCUGAGAGUGAGCGUGCAUCUGGAGGGCUGCCCAUCGUCGUUCCGCCUUGUGCUGAUGAUGAACAGCGAAGGGAUGCACAAGCCCUGGUAUGUUGGUUCGCCAGAGGGAAUCGGAAGUCAUGGACAUCACCAUUCCGUCAUCGUGAAAUCCACUGAUGGGCAGAGGCGGCUCAGGGUUCUCAGGGCUGACGAUGGCCUGAACUCCAGCCACAGCCGUCGAGGCGAGCUACAGGCAGAUACAGGCAGCACAUGGGUGCCAACUGAUUGUCAUGGCCAAUGGGCCGUUGGCCAGUUCGUCUUACUUCUAGUCUUAGUGCUUGUUUUCGACUGGAUGGAGAAUUCCCGGCAGGCAUUUCAACCGACCUCCGAUAUUGGCGCUGUUUCAUCCCGGUUCAUAGCUUGGCAUAGGUUGACGUUGCGCUUCCAGCGGUGGCUGGCAGAUGCUGGCAGCUCUUGUGCAGAUGACUGUUUGAGACCGGUACAACCACCGACAGAUUGUCUCCAGGACGUGCAGCGGUUGGAUUUCAACGUCAUUGCCUUGAUGCCAGAGGAGCGCAGCGGUCGGCAGCGGCCGGAGACAGGGCACCCAGCUUCUCGGGACCGGCGCGGCCGGCGCACGCUGACUCGAGGUGCCGUCGCCCGCUGGCUGGGCGGACAAGCCGGUCAAGGUCACUGUCGGCAUGCGCCUCGCGACUUUCCUCGGCACGUGUCGAAGAGGUCUAACAUCCUGGACCUGACUCCCGGUCCUGCAUCGUGGUGCGCUUGUGUGCACGGCGGCUGCCGACGAGGACUCGGGACCAGUUGCCCUGCGUCGCGAUCAUGGGCAGCUCCAUAUUCUGUUUUCCUGUUUUGGUGGCACGCCACGACGAGCCACGUCCCGAGCUAG